Messenger RNA from Marmota monax (woodchuck), 779 nucleotides. Its product is annotated as protamine-3-like. NCBI's taxonomy places the organism in Eukaryota, Metazoa, Chordata, Mammalia, Rodentia, Sciuridae. The coding region runs from base 322 to 555 and encodes 77 amino acids. The transcript has 2 exons. The record is from RefSeq and is a predicted model, not a curated record.
GUUUCUUGUAAGCACUGGCAAUAGAUACCAGAACUCACUUUAUUCCUUUUCUCUGGCUGUAGAGAAAAUAGAGUUGCACUUUACUGCUCGGUCAGAAGGUUUCUGUGUUUCUACAGUUUUCAGACAGUUUCCACAAUUUCACUUCAUUCCAAGGAAUCAAUCUUUCCCCAGGUGGAAGAUAAUUCCUGUUUAGCAGAGGACUGAGCCUGUCUUUCCCUUUGUGGAUGACAACCUGUGAGCCAUGACUGCUGGUAGAGGGCUUUCAGGACAUCCCUGUGGAUGGAAAGAAUCACCGCAGGGAAUAGGACACCGCCUUAAAGAAUGGCCCUCCAGAAAGACAGACCCAGGGGAAGAAGAAAAAGCAUUUGUAUACAGUGCAUUUCCAUAAAUGGCUUCAAGUUCCUUUUAAAACAACAGAACAAAACAAAAGAAGAAGAAGAAGAAGAAGAAGAAGAAGAAGAAGAAGAAGAAGAAGAAGAAGUAGUAGUAGUAGUAGUAGUAGUAGUAGUAGCAGCCGCCGCCAGGCAUCAUGGUGCAUGCCUAGAACCUCAGUGACUCCAGAAGCUGAGGCAGGAGGAUGGCAAGUUUGAGGCCAGCCUCAGCAACUUAGCAAACUUAGCAAGACCCUAAGCAACGCAGGGCCUCUCUCAAUGUAAAAAAUAAAAAGCACCGAGAGUGUGUUUUAGUAGUAAAGUGUUUCCAAGAUAAAUUUUCAAGUACCCCCCCAAAAUAAUAAUAAUAAUAAUAAUACAUAUUUCUGCCAAACAUGGCCUUCUUAA